GACAAGUCAAGAGACAGAGAAAGUUCUGACAGAGAUUUAUGGCGGAAGCUAGCGGAGUGAAAAGGAUGAAGCUAGGAAGCCAAGGCCUUGAGGUAUCGGCGCAAGGCCUUGGUUGCAUGGGCCUCUCUGGUCAUUACGGUGCUCCGAAGCCGGAAACUGACGCCAUCGCUCUCAUCCACCACGCUAUUCACUCCGGUGUCACUUUCCUUGACACCUCUGACAUUUACGGUCCUGAAACCAACGAGGUUCUCCUUGGAAAGGCUCUGAAAGAUGGAGUUAGAGAAAAAGUGGAACUUGCGACCAAAUUUGGAGCUACUUAUGCUGAGGGAAAGAGAGAGGUGAGAGGAGAUCCUGAGUAUGUAAGGGCUGCUUGUGAGGCUAGUUUAAAGAGGCUAGAUAUUGCCUGUAUUGAUCUUUAUUAUCAGCACCGUGUCGAUACUCGUGUUCCUAUCGAAAUCACUAUGGGAGAACUGAAGAAGCUGGUUGAAGAGGGUAAAAUAAAGUACAUUGGUUUGUCUGAAGCCUCUGCUUCAACUAUCAGAAGAGCGCAUGCUGUUCACCCAGUUACUGCCGUGCAGUUAGAAUGGUCCUUGUGGACGAGAGAUGUGGAAGAAGAAAUCAUUCCGACCUGCAGGGAACUUGGGAUUGGGAUUGUUGCUUAUAGUCCUCUAGGACGAGGUUUCUUUGCAUCUGGACCCAAGCUUGUUGAGAACCUAGAAAAGGAUGACUUCAGAAAGGCUCUACCAAGAUUCCAAGAGAAAAACUUAGACCACAACAAGAUUGUUUAUGAGAAGGUUUGUGCAAUCUCGGAAAAGAAAGGAUGCACUCCUGCACAGUUAGCUCUGGCAUGGGUUCACCACCAGGGAGAUGAUGUUUGUCCCAUCCCAGGAACCACUAAGAUCGAAAACCUCAACCAAAACAUUGGAGCUUUAGCAGUGAAACUCACACCCGAAGAGAUGACUGAGCUUGAGGCCAUUGCCCAACCAGGUGUUGUGAAAGGGGAAAGAUACGGUAGCAUGAUACCCACUUUCAAGAACUCCGACACUCCACCGUUGUCUUCUUGGAAAGCCGCUUAAAGCCGGUUGAAGUUUCUAUGGUUGUGGUGGUGCAUCAUGACAUUGAAGUGGUCUAACUUAUGUCAGUCAGAUCAAGGUAAUAAAUGUGUUAAUGAAAA
This is a messenger RNA of Arabidopsis arenosa, 1174 nucleotides long. The record is from the annotation of a GenBank genome assembly. Lineage: Eukaryota; Viridiplantae; Streptophyta; Magnoliopsida; Brassicales; Brassicaceae.